Molecule: messenger RNA, 1605 nt
Organism: Aptenodytes forsteri (emperor penguin)
Lineage: Eukaryota; Metazoa; Chordata; Aves; Sphenisciformes; Spheniscidae
Gene: SLC5A5
Product: solute carrier family 5 member 5
Exons: 14
Coding region: 1-1605 (534 amino acids)
Biological process (GO): iodide transmembrane transport; sodium ion transport
Cellular component (GO): membrane
Molecular function (GO): symporter activity
Source: RefSeq, a predicted model, not a curated record
AUGGCGGGCGCUGCAAGGACAGGGGGAGCUCAGCUGGCAGCACGGUCCCCUGGUAGCGGUACCGUCAUGUCCCCCCCUGGGUGCCCAGCCGGGGGCUCCCCCCCUGCAGCCGCCACGCUGGCCCCGGCGGGGAGCCUGGAGGUGUGGGUGCCGGAGCGGCUCACCUUCAGCCUCUGGGACUACGGGGUCUUCGGGCUGAUGCUGCUGAUCUCCACCGGCAUCGGGCUCUUCCACGGCCUCGCCAAAGGUGGCCAGAAGACCUUGGAGGAUUUUUUCACGGGGGGACGACGGAUGUCGGCGCUGCCCGUGGGGCUCUCGCUCUCGGCCAGCUUCAUGUCAGCCAUCCAGGUGCUGGGGGUGCCGGCAGAGGCGUACCGGUACGGAGCCAAGUUCCUCUGGAUGUGCCUGGGGCAGCUGCUCAACACGCUGCUCACCGCCCAGCUCUUCCUCCCCGUCUUCUACCGCCUGGGGCUCACUAGCACCUACGAGUAUCUGGAGCGGCGGUUCAGCAGGAGCGUCCGGCUGUGCGGGACCCUGCAGUACAUGGUGGCCACGAUGCUGUACACAGGGAUCGUCAUCUACGCCCCCGCCCUGAUCCUCAACCAAGUGACCGGUCUGGACAUCUGGGCGUCCCUGCUCUCCACCGGAGUCAUCUGCACCCUCUACACCACCAUAGGCGGGAUGAAGGCUGUCAUCUGGACGGACGUCUUCCAAGUCUUUGUGAUGCUCUCUGGCUUCAUCGCCAUCAUCAUCCGGGGGGUGCUGCUGGUGGGGGGUCCCGCCAGGGUGCUGGGCAUCGCCGCCAACGGCUCCAGGGUGAACUUCGGCGACUUCAACCCGGACCCGCGGAGCCGGUACACUGUCUGGACCUUCCUGCUGGGCGGCACGCUGGUCUGGCUCUCCAUGUACGGUGUCAACCAGGCCCAGGUCCAGCGUUACGUGGCCUGCAGGACCGAGAGGGAGGCCAGGAUGGCGCUGCUGGUGAAUCAAGUGGGGCUCUUCUGCAUCGUCUCCAGCGCGGUGGCCUGUGGCCUUGUGAUGUUUGCACUGUACAAGGACUGCGAUCCCCUCCUCGCCGGCUACAUCUCAGCCCCGGACCAGUACAUGCCUUACCUGGUCCUUGACAUCUUCGAGACGUUCCCGGGGAUGCCGGGGCUGUUCCUGUCUUGUGCCUACAGCGGGACCCUCAGCACGGCCUCCACCAGCAUCAACGCCAUGGCGGCCGGCACCGCCGAGGACCUUGUCAAGCCCAGGCUGCCCGCGCUGUCACCGCAGAGGCUGACCCUCAUCUCCAAGGGGCUGUCGCUCAUCUACGGCACCUCGUGCAUCACGGUGGCAGCUCUGGCCUCGCUGCUGGGCGGCGGCGUGCUGCAGGUGAGCCCCGGCACGCCGGCCAUCGUGGGUGACUUCUACGCCAUCUCCUACCUGUACUACGGGGCGCUGGGGACCCUCACCACGGUGGUGGCGGGGGUCCUGCUCAGCUCCCUGCCGGCCAUCGUGGGUGACUUCUACGCCAUCUCCUACCUGUACUACGGGGCGCUGGGGACCCUCACCACGGUGGUGGCGGGGGUCCUGCUCGGCUCCCUGCCAGAGCACCUUGAGUGA